Arabidopsis lyrata subsp. lyrata is the source of this 3855-nucleotide messenger RNA. RefSeq names its product geranylgeranyl transferase type-2 subunit alpha 2. The transcript is spliced from 14 exons. Gene Ontology annotation, molecular function: Rab geranylgeranyltransferase activity; protein binding. NCBI's taxonomy places the organism in Eukaryota, Viridiplantae, Streptophyta, Magnoliopsida, Brassicales, Brassicaceae. Gene Ontology annotation, biological process: protein geranylgeranylation. The record is from RefSeq and is a predicted model, not a curated record. The coding region runs from base 34 to 3753 and encodes 1239 amino acids. Gene Ontology annotation, cellular component: Rab-protein geranylgeranyltransferase complex; cytoplasm.
UUCAGCGCACGCAUAGCUCAACUCUCUGAACCAAUGGAUCCUUCUUCACGACAUUCUGCUAAAGAGGUAGGGGAUGGAUUUGCAGAGAGAUACUAUAAGACCUUGCAAUACUAUCCGGGGCUUCUUUAUCGCUACUAUAACGAUGUCAGUAAGAUUACACGGCCUGGACUUGAUGGAACGAUGCGUUCCUCUACCCUACAGGACAUGAUCAAGGAUCUUGAUAUGCUAUCUUCUGGUGGUUUUGAUUCGGUUGAGGACCUUGAGGUAACCAGUUUCAUGUCCCAAGAAUCUCAUAGUGGGGGUAUCCUCGUCACUGCUGAUGGCUUCUUCACUUCACACGAGAGACCUGCAAGGAAAUUCACACAAAACUUCUUUCUUGCUCCCCAAGAAAAUGACUACUUUGCUUUGACCGACAUGUUCAAGUUUGUUGAUAUACCCGAGGCUAAUGACAUUAAGGACUUGAGUGUGAUUCCUGCAGUGCCCAAAUCUACCACCACCAACACUGAAAAGGAUGAGGUUAUAGACCGUCUUGUAGCUCUCAAGGUCGAGACCCGUCUUAUAGAAGCAGUUCAAGCCGUUAAAACCUCUUUUGAUCAAAUACCACCUGAUAACACUUCAGACAUCUUCUUCAGAAUCCCGAAACGCUAUUACCCGAUCGUCGCCUGUGUUUCUAAGGCUUUCAAAAAUCUUGUUAAGUCGCCAGAGCUACAACAACAGAGACGUCAACUCGACAAAGAUUCGGUAUAUUUUUGUUUUAACAAUGGCUCCCCUAAUCCUGCUGAAUCUAUGACCUGGUUCAGUCUUCGAAAGAGCAAUGAUAAUCCUAAUGAUGACGUCUUUUCCGAAGCACUUGUUGUGCCCAAUGAUCAUGAGUGCACCAGAACACUCAGAAAUAUUUUCUCGUGUGGUUCAGAAAUUAUUUUGGUUGGGAGAACAUUCAAGCUAACUAUAGGACCUGAAUGCCAAGUUUGGAUUUUUGACAGCAUCUGUGGAAGGUUACGGGAAGCACCUUCUCUGCCCUUAGCGCUACAUUACUGGAACUCGGGACUCGUAAGAGACGACUUGUAUGUCUUUGGAACACCUUUGAAGGCUGAUACUCUGCGAGAACGUUUUCAAGUAUAUGGAAUCAGGUUCAAUCUCCUGUCCCAAACGUGGUCUGAUCCAUUCCCAACAAAAAUGCAGUUCUCGGCAUCAACUCAAUCCGUUGAUAAGAACAUUUACCUUUUGACACGGGAAGGACUUUAUCAGGUAUACAACAUUAGUAAUGAUGUAUUCACUUCUUAUAGGGAGCCUUAUAAGUCUCAUACUGCUUGGACGACAUGGACAAUGAGUAGUGUUUGUGUGUUUGAAAACGUCUUCUACUCUUAUGAUGCUGUGUAUGGACUGCACUGGUAUGACACCAAGCUUAAUCAGUGGAAAGCUGUUACUGGUAGCACGAUGGGAAGGAUUGGGCAUGGUUUGCUUGGGAAGACUUGGUCAAUCGCACUUAAGGAAUAUUACGGAAAGCUAGUUCUGUUGUGGACAGUUAGGCCAGAAGAAAUUGCUGAGGAUGCUAGGAUGACAGUUUAUUACACUAUGAUUGCAUUAAGAAGAACCGAAACAGAGAUUUAUGGAGAGGUCGACGAAAUUAGAACUUUGGAUCAUGAUGCUGAGAAAAUUGGUGAUUACCCGGUGACGGUACGGUGUACCAGGAUCGCUCUCGAAAGGAACGGUACAGAGAUCUAUGGAGAAGUCUCAGAGAUUAGAAAAGAAUGCACGGUCGUCCGACGUCCGAGGAAUGCGGCUUCGAAGCCAGAAGCCUCCGCUGCUAAAGCGUUUAAGCUCCGGUCGAUCCAAUCCCAGUUCAUGUCCAACCACCAUCGAAAGAUUUACACACAGGAAGCAAUUCAAUUAAGCGCGAAGCUUCUAGCAAUCAAUCCGGAGGCCUACACGGCUUGGAACUAUCGGAAGCUCGCCGUCGAGGAUAACCUUUCCCGAAUCGACGACUCUGAUCCAAGCUUGGUCAACUCAAUUCUCAAUGAAGAACUUGAAGUCGUAGCAAUUGCCCUUCGACGAAAUAUCAAGUCCUAUGGGGCUUGGUAUCAUCGAAAGUGGAUUUUGAAUAAAUAUCAAAAGCUCGAUCUCAGGAACUUUCACGCUUGGAACUAUCGCAGGUUUGUUGUGGAGCUAACCAAGACGUCACCACAGGAUGAGUUGCAGUAUACAACUGAUUUAAUCAAUGAUGUUAGUUUUAGCAACUAUUCUGCGUGGCACAAUCGUAGUGCACUUCUUUCAAGUUUAGUCGCAAAAAAGGCUGAUGGGUUUAUGCCAAAGGAAACGAUUCGUCGUGAAUUAGAUUAUGUACAUAAUGCUAUUUUUACGGACGAAGAUGACCAAAGCGCCUGGUUUUAUUAUCUCUGGCUUCUUGAUCAAACUGUUAAAAUGGAGACUCCUCUUCGCACUUCCUCGUGGCCUUCUGAUGGUUCCAUUAUCAUUCUAUCUGGACCUGGGUGCUUCAAUGGCUCUUCUUCUUCUAAGUUCACUACUUUCUGUUCCGAGUCUGCUUCUUUUCCACUGAUUCUUUACUUUGACCAAGCCGUCAGUGGAGUAAGCUCGUCUACUGUUACUAUUGAUUCUGAACUACAAGGAAAUCAGGACCUUGUUUGGGAACCAGUUUCGGAUAAAAACUCUCAACUGUCUUGUGUAUGGGUUGCUCGUCUGAAAUUUGACAGUACUGAACCUUGCUUUCGCAAGGAAAACAAAGUGAAGGUCAGCCUUGGGAAGUCUCAAGGAAUUGUUUCUUCCAGGGGAUGUAACUUGAGCGCUCCUUUUGAGUUUGUAUUUACAGUGCAUAUUCAUGACACUGUCGGAGAGCCACAAGAAGGCAUUGUUUCGUGGACGGAUGGUUUUGACAAUUGGGAUGCACAGUCGAAGGAUUUGAAUUCUCUUAUCACCUCGUAUCAGUUAAACGCUGAUACAGGUUUUGAGUGGCGUAAGCAAGCUAUAAAGACAGAGAUUGAAUGUUUUCGUGAUUUGCAUGACAGCAAAUUUGGAAAGCUCAUUCUUGCAAGGCUUUUGAUGGCUGAGGAAACUAUGAUCUCGGAUGAUGCUGUUAAGGGUGUCCAUUAUGUUGAAAUCCUCCAGCUGUAUAACGAUCUGAUGGUUCUUAAUUCUUCGCAUUACCAGUACUACAAGGAUGAGCACAGCGUAGCUCUUCUCCACAAGGUGACUUCAAGCACCGAAUCCCUGUCCAGACACCUCUUUCUGUACAGGAAUAUGAACAAUAUUGUAUGUCUAAGGCUCAGUAACUUAACAUUAUCUCGGAUAGCCACUGUCGAGAAGUUUCUAUUUGUCCAAAUGUUAGAUCUCAGUUACAAUGACCUUCAUUCCGCUGAAGGAUUGGAGGCGAUGCAGCUUCUCUGUUGCCUAAAUCUGUGUCACAACAGAAUCAGGAGCUUUUCAGCCCUUGAUUCUCUAAGACAUCUGAAGCAGCUUAGAGUGUUGGAUGUUUCACAUAACGACAUGGGCGGCAAGCACCCAGUGGACACAACAGGGUACCUUUGUUCUAGGCCGCUCUCUAAUUCGGCUGAAAUUGGAAGACAGGUGCCUUGUAAAUACUGGGAUGCGUAUUUGGUGCUUAGAGAUUUGAAGAAACUGAAGCAGUUAGAUAUAAUAAGAGGCAACGACCUAAUUGCAGGGGAAGAGUUCAGCUCCUUUGUCCGCCAGGUUCUUCCAAAGCUUGUAUGGCUUGAUGGCCACAAACUCGCUAGUUAAAAUAUAAAUGUUAGGCCACUUCCUUUUUUUUCUUUUUAAUCUAUUGUUUUUUGGUUCAGUUUGAUGAUCUUAAAUAAGAAAACCAAGUCAAGUCUAUAAAAA